AUGGCUAGUACUAAGCAAAUUGCUUGCCAGUCAACAGGCAGAAAGGCUCCAGGGAAGCAUCUGGCUACCAAGUUGGCUCGAAAGUUUGCCCCAACCACCACAGAGGUGUUAAGAAGCCUCACAGAAUUCGCCCUGGUACUGUUGCUCUUCGUCAAAUCCCUAAGCACUACAAUAGUACAGAGUUCCAGAUACGUAAACUGCCAUUCAAGAGACUUGUUCGCGAAUAUUGCCCACCGUAACUUCCCGAGUGGUGACUGUUUCCAGAGCAAAGAGUUGUUGGCAUUGCAGGAGGCUGCGGAGGCGUAUCUAGCUUGUGAGUCUGUGUGA
Messenger RNA from Rosa chinensis, 327 nucleotides. Its product is annotated as histone H3.3a-like. Gene Ontology annotation, cellular component: nucleosome. NCBI's taxonomy places the organism in Eukaryota, Viridiplantae, Streptophyta, Magnoliopsida, Rosales, Rosaceae. The transcript has a single exon. The coding region runs from base 1 to 327 and encodes 108 amino acids. Gene Ontology annotation, molecular function: protein heterodimerization activity; structural constituent of chromatin; DNA binding. The record is from RefSeq and is a predicted model, not a curated record.